AAAUAUAUUAUUAUGGCAAACGUACAUCGAGAGGCGUUUCAAAAACAAAUUCAACAGGAUUGGGCGAAUAGAGAAUACAUCGAAGUUAUAACGGGCAGCAUAAAGAAAAUAACAGAUUUUCUUAAUUCAUUUGACAUGUCAUGCCGAUCACGUUUAGCAGUAUUAAAUGAAAAACUUACAACUUUAGAACGAAGGAUAGACUAUUUGGAGGCUUGUGUUACUAAAGGAGAAACUUUAACAUGA
Messenger RNA from Ctenocephalides felis (cat flea), 243 nucleotides. Its product is annotated as probable protein BRICK1-B. Gene Ontology annotation, molecular function: protein-containing complex binding. Bases 13 to 243 code for a protein of 76 amino acids. Gene Ontology annotation, biological process: regulation of actin polymerization or depolymerization; cell motility; actin filament organization. The transcript is spliced from 2 exons. Gene Ontology annotation, cellular component: SCAR complex. NCBI's taxonomy places the organism in Eukaryota, Metazoa, Arthropoda, Insecta, Siphonaptera, Pulicidae. The record is from RefSeq and is a predicted model, not a curated record.